AUAUUUAUUUAAUGGGGGAUAAAAGAAUCGAUAAAUAUCUCUUUAAUCCCAAAGAUCUAAUUGGAGAAGGUUCUUAUGCUCAAGUGUAUAGAGGAAGAGAAGAGAAGACAGGAAUCAAAGUAGCUAUCAAAGUAUUGAAUAAAUCAGUCAUUAAUGCGUAUAUAUAUUUUAGACAUGUGUUAUUAGUGAUGAUUAUUUAAGAGAAGGUUUGAUUUCAGAAAUCAAAGUGAUGUAAAAAUUAAAGAGUCCUAAUAUUGUAUAACUUUUAGAUGUCAUGGAAACUAAUAAUAAUUAUUAUAUAAUUCAAGAAUACUGUGAUAGUGGAGAUCUAGAUAAAUUAAUAGAAAAGUAUCGAUACAUCUUAUUCUAGUUAUGUAACACAAAAAAAAACUAUGCCUGAAAAAGAUGCUGUUAAAUUUAUGAUUGAUAUUUUAAAUGGAUUCAUUUAGUUAAUCAAAAAUGGAAUUAUUCACAGAGAUCUUAAACCUGCCAAUAUACUCAUAGAUAAAGCAGUAUUCUUACUUACAUCAUUUAGACAUUCAAAUUAGCAGAUUUUGGAUUUGCUAAAUGUGUUGAUAAUUUUAAAAAGGAUAUGCUAGCAUCUCUCGUUGGAACACCAUUAUAUAUGUCUCCUUAAAUAUUAGAUAACAAGAAAUAUACUUCAAAAACUGAUAUUUGGAGUAUUGCGUUUAUUUUUUAUGAAGCAUUAUUUGGCAAAAGUAUUUUAUUUACUAUACAUAACUUCUAGCUCCUUGGACUGCUCGAUCACCAUAAGAAUUACUAAAAAAUAUUAGAAAUUAACCUCUCUAAUUUAAAGGACCUUAAAUUUCAAAAGAAGCUUAAGAAUUCUUAAGUGGAUGUUUGUAAGCUGAAGAAAAAGAUAGAUUAUCAUGGGAUGAUAUAUAUAGACAUCCACUCUUUAAAGGACAUUUUACUGAUUUCAUUAAAAAUGUGAGCAUUUUAGAAGAUAAAGCUACUUAUCUUAUUAAUGAUAUUAGAUAAAUGAUUCUCAAAGAAUAAUUAGAUAUUGGAGAAUUGUUUGCUGAAUUAGAUAUGACUAAAGAUAAAGCAUUGAAUGUUAAUCAAUUAGGAAAGUUUUUAUAAAAAGUUGAUAAAAAUUUAACAAGAGAAGAAAUUGAAUAUAUAUUUAAUAAAUUUGAUGAAGAUGGUAAUAAUUUAAUUGAGUUUAAUGAAUUUAAAAAAUGGCUUGAAGAAAAUGAUGUAAAUUUAUCUUACAAUAUUUAUAAAUUAGUGUAGAAUGACUGCAUCAGAAAUCAGUAGAACAAAUAAGAAAGUUAGCAUUCUCCUUAAACCUUAAUAAGAUAUCUAAGCAGGAUCACUUGAUGAUAGAGUUAGAAUUGUUAUUGAAAAAUUAAAAACUUCAAUUGUUAAGUACAAUAUCAACCUCUUAGAUUUAUUUAAUAAGGUAAUAUUGCUUGUUUUUUAUUCAAGUAUGAUAAAUCCGCAAAUCAUGAGCUCGAUGUUUUAGAAUUAGGCAAAUUGUUAAAACGUAUUGAUUCUUCUGUUACUGAUGAAGAAUGUAAAUACAUUUUUAGCUUUUUUGAUCACAAUAAAGAUGGAUCCGUAUCAUUUAAUGAAUUCGAAUUUGUACUGAAAGAAUGCUUAGUUAAAUAAAAACUUAAACAGCAAUAAUGAUGAUUCAUCUACCAAAAAUAAAAUAAAAUUAAAUUAUUAUAGUAC
Molecule: messenger RNA, 1701 nt
Organism: Paramecium sonneborni
Lineage: Eukaryota; Ciliophora; Oligohymenophorea; Peniculida; Parameciidae
Source: the annotation of a GenBank genome assembly